Messenger RNA from Selaginella moellendorffii, 855 nucleotides. Its product is annotated as 50S ribosomal protein L27, chloroplastic. Gene Ontology annotation, molecular function: structural constituent of ribosome. Gene Ontology annotation, cellular component: ribosome. Gene Ontology annotation, biological process: translation. NCBI's taxonomy places the organism in Eukaryota, Viridiplantae, Streptophyta, Lycopodiopsida, Selaginellales, Selaginellaceae. The transcript has 3 exons. The record is from RefSeq and is a predicted model, not a curated record. Bases 38 to 784 code for a protein of 248 amino acids.
UCCUCUUCUCUCUCUCUCUCUCUCACACGGGCGAGACAUGGCGGCAUUGGCACGGCGCUGCGGCAUCUUCCAGCAGCUCGCGGCGCGAUCUUCUCCUCCUAUCGAUUUUGAUCCACAGGCUAGAGCGCUACCACUUCUCUUCAAGAGAUGGGCCACGAAGAAGGCCGGAGGGUCUACGGACAAUGGCAAGGAUUCCAAGCCAAAGUACCUGGGUUUGAAGAAGUCUGGUGGAGAGAAAGUUAUUCCUGGGAACAUCAUCGUUCGUCAGCGAGGCACGCGAUUCCAUCCCGGUGACUUCGUUGGCAUGGGCCGUGACAGAACCAUCUACGCGCUCAUCGAAGGCACGGUCAGAUUCGAGAUGAACAAGAAGACCCAGCGAAAGUGGAUUCACGUAGACCCGGCCAAUCCACCACCUCUUCAUCCGCUCUUCCUCAAGCCGGAGGAGAUCGUGAAGCCCAAGCCGAGGAAAGUGAGAGUCCAGUCCAAGCAGCAGAAGAUGAAGUGGUGGAAGCAGGAGCACACUGGUCCCGGGCCGACCGAGAAACGAACGCUCCCAGCGCUGUGCCUGCUGGAUCCAUCAGCAACACCAGCGGAUCCGGGUGACGCUCCUCGGAAGCCAGCGACUAGAAUGGCUCGUAGAGCGGCUCUUGCGAAGAAGAGGAUCCGCUCCAGAGAAUUCAACGCCAAGAAAAUGGAGAGGGGUACUCUCAAGGUCUCUAAACCGGAGGAGAGGAUCGUUAAGGCAGGAGGGAAGAACACUAAGACAGAGAAACUCCCGGCUUAGCAGCAGCUCCUGGGAUCGAUGUGAACUAUCUUCUUAGCUAGGCUGGCGUCGUCUCUGGAGGGAUUGGAUCA